AUGAAUGAUUUCUUCUGGACGUACACGGAGGAGCCGCAUAGAACGCGGAGGCUGGCCAUCAUCAAGGCGCACCCCGAGGUCACGAAGCUCUGCGGCCCUGAACCAUUGACCAAAUACGUCGUCGCCUUCGUUGUCUCCCUGCAGAUCUUCUGCGGCUAUCUUCUCCGAGACACCUCCUUCUGGUCGUGGAAAUUCUGGGCGUUGGCGUACGUUGUCGGCGCGACUGCAAACCAGAACCUCUUCCUCGCUAUCCACGAGAUCUCGCACAACCUCGCCUUCCGGUCGCCGUUGGCCAACAGAUUGUUCGCCAUCUUCGCGAACCUGCCCAUUGGGGUGCCGUAUAGCGCCUCUUUCAGGCCCUACCACCUAACCCACCACAAGUCCCUCGGCGUUGACGGCCUCGACACGGACCUACCCACCGCCCUGGAGGCCGUCGUCUUUGACUCCAUCCUCGGCAAGGCCUUCUUCUGCACCUUCCAGAUCUUCUUCUACGCCAUCCGGCCCAUGUGCGUGUUCCAGGUGACUUUCACCUGGGUGCACUUCGCCAACCUCCUCGUCCAGGCCGCCUUUGACUACGCUCUGGUGACCGCCACCGGCUCGUCCAAACCUCUCCUCUACCUCCUCCUCUCCUCCUUCCUCGCCGGCUCCCUGCACCCCACCGCCGGCCACUUCAUCGCCGAGCAUUAUGUCUACGAGACCGUUCAUCCCGAGGCUCGCGACCCGGCCAACAAUCUCCCCAUUCCUGAGACAUACAGCUAUUACGGUCCCCUCAACGCCGUCACCUAUAACGUGGGCUACCACAACGAGCACCACGACUUCCCCGCCAUCGCGUGGACCCGCCUGCCCAAGCUGCGCGAGAUUGCAGACGAGUUCUACAGCCCGCUGCCGCGCCAUGACUCCUGGGUCCUGGUGCUCUGGCGCUUCGUGUGGGAUGCCAACGUCGGCGUCACCAGUCGCGUCAAAAGGAAGAACGGCGGCCGGAAGGUCGGUGGUCAGCUCGCCAAGGUGGCUGCCUGGACCCCGCAGGAGAUCGAGGCGUGA
Cryphonectria parasitica EP155 is the source of this 1041-nucleotide messenger RNA. RefSeq lists its product as uncharacterized. Gene Ontology annotation, cellular component: membrane. The transcript has 3 exons. Gene Ontology annotation, biological process: ceramide biosynthetic process. NCBI's taxonomy places the organism in Eukaryota, Fungi, Ascomycota, Sordariomycetes, Diaporthales, Cryphonectriaceae. The coding region runs from base 1 to 1041 and encodes 346 amino acids. The record is from RefSeq and is a predicted model, not a curated record. Gene Ontology annotation, molecular function: sphingolipid delta-4 desaturase activity.